This is a messenger RNA of Ilyonectria robusta, 780 nucleotides long. RefSeq lists its product as uncharacterized. Gene Ontology annotation, cellular component: mitochondrion. Bases 1 to 780 code for a protein of 259 amino acids. The record is from RefSeq and is a predicted model, not a curated record. NCBI's taxonomy places the organism in Eukaryota, Fungi, Ascomycota, Sordariomycetes, Hypocreales, Nectriaceae. The transcript is spliced from 2 exons.
AUGGCUGCCCCGAGCGUCAUGGCGACGGAGCUCCUGCCGCGCUUCCUCCUUCCGCGCCUCAGCUGGGCCGCUCCCGUCCCCGCGUGCCGGUCGGCGCGACCCUUCGCCUCGGUCCAGCCGAGGGACCAGCGGCGGUCCUUUGCGGCCCUUCAGGCUGGUCCUGCAGCCCGGCGAUGCUCUCACCAUAUCGAGAGUCCGAUUCUCCGACGGGCGUUCCAUGCGACGGCAUUGAGGCAGCGCGAUCACCACUUCGAUACGCUCAAGUUCGUCAAGCGACUACAAAGCGAGGGGUUCACCGAGGUUCAGUCGGUAGCCAUGAUGAAGAUCCUCAACGACGUCAUCGAAGAGAGCAUCCAAAACCUCACCCGAACCAUGGUCCUCCGCGAAGACGCCGCCAAGGCCACCUACACACAAAAGGUCGACUUUGCCAAGCUCCGUUCCGAGCUCCUCUCGGCCGACAGCACCGAAUCUAACACGACGCGGACGGCACACGAGCGGCUGACCAAUGAUAUUGCCAAGCUGAGCAGCCGGCUGCGCGACGAGAUCAGCCGGACGCAGGCUAGUGUGCGGUUGGACUUGAACCUCGAGAAGGGCCGCAUCCGCGAGGAGGCCGUUGGCCAGGAGCUCAAGAUCAAGGAGACUGAAACCAAGAUUGAGCAGGAGGUUGCGGCGUUGCGAGAGAAGCUCGAGCAGGUCAAGUUCCAGACGCUACAGUGGCUAAUGGGUGUGUGCACGGGUUUUGCGGCGCUGCUGCUGGGUGCCUGGAGAUUGCUCAUGUGA